CAUGAUCGUUGUUUUUUCUUUUUUUUUUAUGUUUCAGCCGACGUGCAGAGGGAGAGAGAGAAACUGGAAAUGUCCGUGGGCCGAUUCAUCCACGAGGAUUCCUCGCUUGACGACGAGCCAACGACAUCGGGCGAGAACAAUGGAGAAGAUUCAAAUAAAAAAUGCGUAGAUGAUGAUCACACAUCGCACAAUGAUGACAACAGCGAGAACAUUUUCGACGAGAAGAAACUAAAGAAGUUGAAAGUCUCGAAGAUAUAUUACGGUACGCGAACGCACAAGCAAAUCGAGCAGGUUGUGAGGGAAUUGAGGAAGACUUCGUACAGACACAAGAAAAUGGCCAUUUUGAGCAGCAGAGAGCAGACAUGUAUCCAACAGUCCACGAAGAAUAAAACCGAGCUUUGCAACGAGUUGUUGGAUCCUAUAAAGCACAAAGGGUGUCCAUUUUACAACGAGUCCAACAAGAAGAAGAUUUCCACGUUUCAAGCCGUGGAGAAUCGAGGUUUGUCUUCGAUAUGGGACAUCGAGGACUUGGUAACCAUUGGAAAGAACGAAGAAUCAUGUCCGUAUUUCGCUGCCAGAAGUCUCGCGAGCCAAGCAGACAUUAUUUUCUGCCCUUACAACUAUAUCAUCGACCCUGAUAUCCGCGAAAGUAUGCAACUGGAUCUGAAGGACCAAGUAAUUAUUCUGGACGAAGCUCACAACAUAGAGGAUAUUUGUAGAGAGGUUGCAAGCGUUAGUUUCCGCGAGGAUCAUCUUCAAGUUGUCCUAAAAGAAUGCGAAAGUCUCGGAAAAGCAAGAGUAAGCGAUGUAAAUCCCGGGGCUUACCAUGUUCUGUCCAUGUUCGUUUCCAGGGUGUUACAGUUGCUGGGCAGCGUGGACCUCAAUAAGAGCAACUAUAACAACGAGAUUCGUUCGAGUCCGUACUGGACCGGCCAUGAACUGACAGUAUUGUUCGACAUUUACUAUAUAAGCAAACCCCUAUGUAUAUCGUUUAUACAAGCUUGCUACACAGCGAUUGCAGACAUGAAUAAAGCGAAAGAACAGAGCAAAAUGUCUCAUAAAUUCACAAAGCCCGUCAUUUCACCUGCCACCAAGAGUGUACUUGAUCAUCUGAUGUUCGCCGUUCGGAUGAUUUUCACCAACCACGCGUACGAUUACACGGCGUGUGUGACCGAAGCGAUAGUAAAUGAUUUAAAAACUCCGACUGGAAGGUUAUUCAACCGGGUUUCUAAUGACUGGUUUCCGGCAAAACAUCGUAAACAGCAUGCACGAACCUUGAAACUAAUGUGCAUGAAUCCAGGCGUUAUCUUUACACCGCUCGCUCAAAACGCGCGCUCUAUAAUACUCGCGUCUGGUACUCUGAGUCCAACCGCGACAUUUGAAAGUGAAUUGGGAACGUCGUUCCCACACGUGCUGAAGACUAGUCAUGUCAUACCUAAGGAGCAAGUUUACGCGACCUGUAUACCCCACGGACCUCAAGUGGUUCCCCUCAGGGGGACUUUUUCAUCUGUGAACAGCUGGUCUUUCCAGGAUGAAGUAGGUAGAGUGAUGUUAGAUAUUUGCGAAUCAAUGCCUCACGGAAUCCUCUGCUUCUUCUCCUCUUAUAACGUGAUGCACAAACAUAUAGAAAGAUGGAAGACCACUUUCACUUUGAGUAAAAUCUCCAAUGUAAAGCACGUGUUCAUAGAACCUCGCAAUGGAGGUGACCUUGCGGGAAUUAUGUUCGAAUAUCGUCAAGUGAUAGAGCAGACAUCUGCUAAACAAGUGAAAAACGUUACUGGAGCGCUAUUACUGGCAGUCUUCAGAGGAAAAGUAGCAGAAGGAAUUGACUUUAAAGACGAUGAAGCUCGUUGUGUAGUCACUGUUGGUAUACCUUAUCCAGUAAGGAACGAUCCUAUGGUUGAUAUGAAAAUGGCUUAUAACGACAAGAAGGUUAAGAAUGGCUUGUUAAGAGGAUCGGACUGGUAUUCCACUCAGGCGUUCAGGGCGUUGAACCAAGCAUUGGGUCGUUGUUUGAGACAUAUCCAUGAUUGGGGGGCUCUGUUGCUAAUCGACGAAAGAUUUUUGCAGGAUGAAAACAAGGAAAAUUUGCCAAAAUGGGUUAAAACAAUGUGGGUUAAUCCAGAAAAGUACACCUUGAAAAAAGACCUUCAACAUUUUGUGGCAAGACAGAAAAUGAGAGAUGCAAAACAGUCAGAAAUCUCAAAUUAAAAAGCGUAGCAAUAUGUAUAUAUUUAUCAAAAUUAUACGCCUACUGAUAAUUGUGAUUCUAUCGAAAAACUACAUAUACAUAUACUUUAUAUAAAGUGCGUAUUGAUAAAAGUGAUGCAUGUCGUAAGACUGAAAUUUCAUUAUUACGUAUUUUA
Molecule: messenger RNA, 2366 nt
Organism: Frieseomelitta varia
Lineage: Eukaryota; Metazoa; Arthropoda; Insecta; Hymenoptera; Apidae
Product: Fanconi anemia group J protein-like
Exons: 12
Coding region: 70-2211 (713 amino acids)
Biological process (GO): nucleotide-excision repair; double-strand break repair involved in meiotic recombination
Cellular component (GO): nucleus
Molecular function (GO): DNA binding; hydrolase activity, acting on acid anhydrides, in phosphorus-containing anhydrides; DNA helicase activity
Source: RefSeq, a predicted model, not a curated record